Dalotia coriaria is the source of this 4611-nucleotide messenger RNA. RefSeq names its product Cyclin-dependent kinase 12 (gene Cdk12). The record is from RefSeq and is a predicted model, not a curated record. NCBI's taxonomy places the organism in Eukaryota, Metazoa, Arthropoda, Insecta, Coleoptera, Staphylinidae. The coding region runs from base 312 to 4307 and encodes 1331 amino acids. The transcript is spliced from 10 exons. Gene Ontology annotation, cellular component: nucleus; cyclin/CDK positive transcription elongation factor complex. Gene Ontology annotation, biological process: protein phosphorylation; positive regulation of transcription elongation by RNA polymerase II. Gene Ontology annotation, molecular function: ATP binding; cyclin binding; RNA polymerase II CTD heptapeptide repeat kinase activity.
CCGGAGACACCGAGCCCCAAAACCGAGCGAAGAUACUCGCGCCGCGUCAGUGUCCGGUGCAGUGGUGUGUGUAACGUCAAGCAGUGUGUGAGUGAGUGUGCUACUUCGCCUCCAGGAGCAGUCUGCGACGCCGACGCCAAAGGAUCACUCAGUCACGAAACGUAAAUCAUAACUUGGUCACAAUUAUAUCGCGCCCCCUGGACCACUCAACCAUUCUGCUUAAUGGAACUUAUAAUCUGUAAGAAUGGUGUAUGUUUGCAGUGAGCGCCCGGCGCAGCGUAAUAUGUGCUGGCGGUCGGCGCUGACUGAGCAUGGAGAAAGUCAGCAGCAGGCACGGAGGCGGCGGCGGUGGUGGAACGCGCGACCGCAGGAGUAGAGAACGCCGCGAGAAACGUGGCGAACGCUCUUCCGGGAGCGGCGCGACGUCGGGUAGCAAACGACGCUCGCACCAUCACGAGAACGGCGCCCCGCCAAAAGGCAGCGGUGGCGCAAAGCCACUGGUCGAAUACUCGGACGUCAGCUCCGAGGACCUCUCCGGCCCCGAAGCGGGAGAGAUACAAAGUGAGGCCGAGUUCUCCUUCAGUGACGAAGAAGAACUUGGAAUGCGCCGUAACACCCACCAUCGCUCCUCUUCGGGGCGGUACUCAGGUGGCGUAGGCGGCACGAGUAUUAAUGUCGCCGAUGAGGAAUAUUACAUGCGUCAACACGUGCACCGAUCGCGACAGCGACAGAUUGAGAUUCACUCUCACAGUGGCGGAGGUGGAUUGGUUGCCACCCCCAGUCCAAUUCCCACCUCGCGAAGGGAACGCAAGCAUUCAGUGUCUUCGCGAUCCUCGCGUUCCAGCGACCUACGCCAUCGGCGGAAACAAGCAGUCGAACCGACUUCCCCGGUUGAAUUUGCACCCGUAAUAUUGUCUCCGCCACAAAUCGACUAUGACCUCGAGCGGAAAAAACGGAAAAAGAAGGAGAAAAAACACAAGGAGAAAAAGGCGAAGAAGAAGAAGAAAAAGAAAAGCAAACAUAGAUCAAGGUCCACGAGCUUGAGCUCCGAGAGCGGAUCGGAAUCUCCGCAAGCAGGCGAAGGAGAGACAACUAAAGUCUCACCAGGUGAAAAAGAACAACUUUCGGACUGGGAGGCUAAUGCGGAAGCAACAGCUGCUGCGGAAAAGAUAGCCGUGGAUUGCUCGCCGGUAUCUAACGAGUCUGAUAUACCAAUGUCUCCUCCGCUCCCGGAGGAAUCAUCGCACCAUCGCAGCAGAGAGGAGAAGGAUAAGGAGAAAGAAAAAGAAAGGGAGCGGGAAAAGAAAGAAAACGCGCGACCCAGGACACCGCCUAUGAACGACCAUCAUCGGCCAAGUCGCGACUCUCCGCACACUCCUCCAAUUAGCGUUUCAUCAAGGAACUCCAAAGGUGGUGAAGAUUCGGCGGAUAGAAGCCGUGACAAACACUAUAGCCCCAUUGUGCACUCGCCAUAUAGAAAUCCUAGUCCGGAGAAUUAUUCAAGAUCACUCUCACCGGGCAGUAGGAGAAGAAGAGAUGUAACACACUCUUCACACAAACACCCACACCAACACCAAAGCAGUCGCUACCGGAAAGAGCGCGAAAAGGUAAAGCGACGCCUCAGUCGGUCUCCUCAUCGGCGCGGACGUUCUUCUCGGUCUGUUAGCCCCGUGUAUACUCGCAAACCGGCCUAUAGCCGUUCCCCUGUUCGUCCCAGUAAGCGCCUCCGGUCACGUAGUCCUAGAGAACGGGUGCGUGAGCGAACUCCACCUCGACGAAGCGGUGUAGUUCCUUCUUCCACCGCGUCUGAGAAACGUAGCCCCUCGCCGCAUUCCAUAAGCUCCUCAAAACUUAAGAACAAGAUCACUGAUACUAGCCUCUUUGCUGAGUUGGUAAAAGACAAGCAUAAGCGCGCUUUAGAACUCAAAAAAUUGGAACAGAAGCUGGAAUCUAAACCGGAUGAGGCAAAUAAUGUCUCUGUUAAUCAAAAUGCGAAUAGUACUGGAACGCCAGGCAAUUCUAGCACCAGUGCUAGUGCACCGGUGACCACGAAUACCACACCAGUUGAGAUUCUUGACGAUGUGGUGGAUUCUAGUAAGGUAGAUAAUGUAGAAACGGUGCCAAUGGAUAUCGACAAUAUUCCCAUUCCUGCUGACGAGAGCGGGUUUAUCGAGGUGAUGCCUCCACACAAGGUCAAUGAUAUUUCCCUGCCGAAUAAUAAUAAUGGCACGCCGGCCGGUAACGGCUUUGAGGCUCCACCAUUGCCGCCUUCAGCACCACCGCAACCUUUCAGAAUGGUGAUACAUACCAAGGAGUUGUCUGAAUUGGGGAAGGCUCCUAAAAAGACGAAGAGUAUUACCAAAAUGCCAUUGCCGCCAGGUAUGAAGCAUCAGGAUCUGGAAGUGAUUGAAUCGCCACCGAGUCGAACUCCAAGUCCACCGGUGAAACAGAAAACACCGCCGAAAAAGGGGAUUAUGAAUUUACCAAUGCCACCAGUGGUUUCAGCGGGAGCGGAAGAUCUCAGUGGUGAUGACGACGGUUCCACACCACCUCGAGACGGUAGAGACCGACGUGCAGCCCGGCCCAAACUAAAACGACCGAAGAUUUUAAAGAGGCGUGGAUCGCGCUCACUACAAGCGAUUACACGGCCCGACUGGGGCGAGCGUUGUGUUGACGUGUUCGAGAUGAUCAACCAGAUUGGCGAGGGCACGUAUGGUCAGGUUUACAAAGCGCGCGACGUGCAGGCUGAUAUUCUGGUUGCGCUGAAGAAGGUGAGGCUUGAAAACGAGAAAGAUGGCUUCCCCAUCACGGCUGUGCGCGAGAUCAAGAUUAUCAGCCAACUUAACCAUAAGAAUAUUGUCAACCUGCGCGAGAUAGUCACCGACAAACAAAAUGCGGUUGAUUUUAGAAGGGACAAAGGUUCGUUUUAUCUUGUCUUCGAAUACAUGGACCACGAUCUGAUGGGCUUGUUGGAGUCUGGUAUGGUCGACUUUAACGAACUGAACAACGCGUGCAUUAUGCGGCAGCUUUUGGACGGGCUAAAUUAUUGCCACAAGAAGAAUUUUCUUCAUCGCGAUAUUAAGUGCAGUAAUAUUCUCAUGAACAACAAGGGUGAAGUAAAACUGGCAGAUUUUGGGUUGGCUCGUUUGUACAACGCGGAAGAUCGUCAGCGACCUUACACGAAUAAAGUUAUCACUUUAUGGUACCGCCCACCGGAACUUCUUUUGGGUGAGGAGCGUUACGGACCCUCGAUUGACGUCUGGUCAUGCGGAUGCAUCCUAGGAGAAUUAUUCUCGAAGAAACCGCUGUUUCAGGCAAAUACUGAAAUGUUGCUGCUGGAAACAAUCUCGCGACUGUGUGGCACACCUACGCCGGCAGUGUGGCCUACCGUGAUAAAACUACCAUUGUUUCACAUGAUAAAACCGAAGAAACUGCAUCGGCGUCGACUGCGGGAAGAAUUUAUGAUGAUGCCUUCGUCGGCCCUGGAUCUACUUGAUCGUAUGCUUGAGCUGGACCCCGAUAAACGUAUCACCGCUGAAGAUGCGUUAAAAUCGGACUGGUUGAAGAAUAUUAAUCCGGAAAGGAUUUCUGCACCUGAAUUACCAACUUGGCAGGAUUGUCACGAAUUGUGGAGCAAGAAACGGAAGAAGCAGAUGCGGGAUCAGGAAGCGAUGGCUAACCAGCAGCCUAAUCAGCAUGGCAAACCUGCACUCCUGCCCAAGCCGUCAUUCCCUAAACUAGAUGAAAAUAAUGAAUUUGGAGGUUCAUCAAAAAGUCUGAAAAUGGAGGCGUACGACACGGCCGUGUUGCGAUAUGCUUUGGCGACGGCCGCGUGUAAAUUGAAGCCGGGGUUGUUGGGCAUUGCGCCGAACAUUCCGGCUCCAAGGGGCGGAAGCAUCCCCGUCGUCGCAGAAGAGUCACUUACGCCACCGGCGCCGCGUCAAGCGGACAACGCCGACGGGAACAAACCUAAACAGGAUGCGCUUGUGAGGAUGCUCGCCAGUUUGGAGCAGUCUUUCUUGAAUAGGAUUCCAGUACAACUGCCUCAGAUGUUGGAGAUGUGCGCCUUAAAACAAUUGGAUGCCCAGAGUAUAGUUAUCCUUGAUGGACUUCAAAGUGAGCUUCGGCAGAUAUGCAAGGCAAACCCAGGAAAACCGUAUUUCCUCGUCCUUAGUGAUAGUGAUGACACUCAAAUAUCGGGCUUAUUAAAAAAGGACCAAGUGAUUAAGCUGUUAUCAGAGCUGUACAACAAGUUCAAUAUGGUGGACACGGCAAACUUCUUGCGUUCUUAUCUCGUGUCUUCGUAGAAAAUAGUAUUUAAUGUAUGCAUAAGUUAUUUAAUUAAUGAAAAGAUGUCCGGUCACUUUACAAAGCAUCGGAUGGUGAUUAUUUGUAUGAAAUGUGAAAUACGGGACACUAAAUUAUGAGGGUUAUUGUAAAUAAGUAUUCAAGAAUUUUGCAGUUGGGGCGGGAUUUAAGUGAAAAUGAAGAAGUUAGGCAUUCAUUUAUAUCUGGUUUAUUUCAAGUAUUAACUUGUAUCUUUUUGUACUAAAAAUUAAUAAAUGAAUGAUGAAUAUAAAGGAAAAUAAUGAAUAAAUUACUUUUAUUGGA